Molecule: messenger RNA, 1335 nt
Organism: Acanthocheilonema viteae
Lineage: Eukaryota; Metazoa; Nematoda; Chromadorea; Rhabditida; Onchocercidae
Source: the annotation of a GenBank genome assembly
AUGGAUGAAUUUCGCUCAUCUUUAAAAUUUGUAGAAUUGAAAGAUGCCGGAGAAGAUAUUGCGGAAAUAGCAAUGAUGUACACAAAUGCACAACAUGCAUUGUGCUUAUUCCGGUGUAAAAAUGACCGAUUAACAUCGAUGAGACCUCCGUUAAAUGAUGCCGAUAUUUUCGAGGAGUUCCAGGCCCGAAAGCCAUAUCAGUAUUUACAAAUUUGCUACUGGAAGCAAAAAGAUUUGGCAUCAGCUGUAAGAAGUGCUUAUACAUAUUUGGUGGCAAAUCCGAAAGAUCAAGAAACAUUGGAUAAUUUAGCAUUUUACAUGGAACAAGAUGGGUAUAAUGAAGAUAUGCUUAUCGAUGCUCGACAAAUGAAAUAUGAGGCAAGCUAUAUGCAAGGUGUCAAAGCGUACAACGAUGGAGACUGGCAGUUGUGUGUUAAUGAAUUCGAAACUUCAGUGAAACAGUUUUUUGAAGAGGAGCAAAAAUGUCGGCAUAUUUGCGAAGAUAAAUUAAACUGGGAAGCGUUUGAAAGUGCCAAUCCGGAAAUCACUAUUAUUAUUACAAGUAUAUAUUUAUCAGUACUGCGAUGUAAACAUGAUUGUGUUAAAAAGCUGUCACGAGUAAAUGGUCAUGAUAUCGGAUUCAUUCUUCCAACAUAUUUCGAAUAUCUUCAUGUUUGCUACUACAAGUUGAAUCGUGGAAGAGAUGUAUGCGAAGCCGUUGCAAAUAGCAUUCUGCUGAAUCCAAGCAAUCCCAUUAUGCGUCGCAACAGGCUCUUCUAUUCAAAAACAUACCAAAGUGAUGAUCUUUUUAAACCUUCUGAUGAAAUUGUCGAAUUUCAUAAGCGAUAUGCAAUUCAACAAUUAUUCUUGGAGUUCGUCGAUGAACGUUUUAAGUUCGAAAACAAUGAGAUAGCUUUUUCAUUACUAAUUAACAUGAGUGGAAAGCAUAAACAUCAUCAUGGCGAUAAUUUGCAGUUAGAAAGAGUAGAUGACCGCCUUCCGCUAGAUAUAACCGUACCUAUUAACGAUGAUUUCGAUUAUUCGGCGAUCGAAAAGGACUUGUUUAGUGAAGGAGAGUGCUCGGCACUAGCAAUUGCGGCUAUAUUCGAAACAAAAACAGCACAACAGAAACAAUUAUUAGCCGAUCUAACUGAUCGAAUUGCAUCACGAUAUAGGGUCAAAACUCUAUAUCAUUCUCUCACUUGUUCUCCGGACAUCACUGUACCGAAAUGUCCUCAUAACAUACUCAUUGUGUCUAUAGAUCGUUCAACUUGUGGUGCAUUCCUAACUGAUCCACAGCCAAACUCCUGUAUUCUUACUUUUUGCGUUCGCUAG